UUGUGGGACACAGGAAGCUCCAGACUGGUCAUAUCUGUAGUGGAUCAUGAAGAACCCCAGGGAACAUCUGAGCCACCACUUCUUAGAUAAACCACAACCAGCCCCGCCCUCCUGCCAUUGGUCUGCUAACAGGGACCUCACUUCCUUACCUUCUCCCUGGGAGUCAGCUUGGUGUAUAGGAUGCCACUACUGGGAGCAGUCGUGUUCUUCUCCUUCUGGGAUUUUGGCCUUGCACAGCCAAAGUUGGAACAACCUGAAAUAUCAAUUUCCAGGGCAAAAGAUAAGAGUGUGCAUAUAUCUUGUAAAGUAUCCUCCAGCACCUUUAAUACAGACUACAUACACUGGUACCGGCAAAAACCAGAUCAGAGUAUAGAACAUUUAAUAUACGUUUUCUCGACAGCCCCUGCUCAUAGCAAGAACAACAAACUUGAGGCAACUAAAAUUUUUCAUUCUUCCACUUCCAUCUUGAAAAUAAAUUCUUUAGAGAAAGAAGAUGAGGCCGUGUACUUCUGUGCCUUCUGGACUAUCUCAGGCUGGAUCAAGAUAUUUGCAGAAGGGACUAAACUCAUAGUAAUUUCCCCUGAUAGAAGCCUUGAUUCAGAGAUCUACCCCAAGCCCACUAUCUUUCUUCCUUCAGUUGCCGAAAUAAAACUUCAUAAGGCUGGAACUCAUCUUUGUCUUCUUGAGAAAUUUUUCCCUGAUGUUAUUAAGGUAUAUUGGAAGGAAAAGAACAGCAAUACACUUCUGGAAUCUCAGCAGGGAAUUACCAUGAAGACUAAUGACACAUACAUGAAAUACAGCUGGCUGACCGUGACUGAAAAAUCAAUGGCUACAGAACACAAAUGCAUAGUCAAACAUGAGAAUAAUAAAAGAGGAGUUGAUCAAGAAAUUAUUUUUCCUCCAGUAAAGAAAGGGGUUGCUGCUAUUAAUACUGCAAUGAAAGCUUGUGUGGAAGACACAAAUGAUACAUUGCAACUGCAGCUCACCAAUACCUCUGCCUACUACACCUACCUCCUCCUCCUCCUCAAGAGCCUGGUCUACUUUGCCAUCAUUUCCUUUCGUCUGUUUAGGAGAACAGCAGUCUGUGGCCAUGGAAAGAGUUCAUAAAAGUUGAUGGCAUAAAAGAAUCAACUUUAUUAUUAUUAUUAUUAUUAUUAUUAUUAUUGUCCCUGAACAUGUCUGCUGAAGAUCUAGCUGGACUUUCUUUCUGGGUUUUGAUUAUUUCAGUUCAUUUGUGCAUUUUUCUAUUAUUGCAUAACGGUUUUCAAAGCACUGUACAAAAGAAAAUUUCACUCUGUAACAAUAAAAAAUGCUGCCAUUACUCAGGGGCAGGGCCAAAGUGUACCCUUUAGCACCUCUCUUCCCAUAAUCUCCAUCAGCUCCUCCACUCAAUCCAAAUAAUCAUGCCUUCUGAGUACAGAGAGUGUGAAGCUUCUAGUCACAUUCUUCAGUGCUCUUUAACCCGAUAAAUGCCUUGAAGCUUUCCACUGUACACGCCUGGAAGCUGCCAUCUUUGCUACUUGAGUUCUGUAUUUUGUUUUUCAUAA
Molecule: messenger RNA, 1547 nt
Organism: Molossus molossus (Pallas's mastiff bat)
Lineage: Eukaryota; Metazoa; Chordata; Mammalia; Chiroptera; Molossidae
Product: T-cell receptor gamma chain C region C10.5
Exons: 6
Coding region: 181-1107 (308 amino acids)
Source: RefSeq, a predicted model, not a curated record